Oryzias melastigma (Indian medaka) is the source of this 1330-nucleotide messenger RNA. Its product is annotated as cadherin-related family member 5. The coding region runs from base 349 to 1311 and encodes 320 amino acids. The transcript is spliced from 7 exons. Gene Ontology annotation, molecular function: cadherin binding; calcium ion binding. The record is from RefSeq and is a predicted model, not a curated record. Gene Ontology annotation, biological process: homophilic cell-cell adhesion; multicellular organism development; cell-cell junction assembly. Lineage: Eukaryota; Metazoa; Chordata; Actinopteri; Beloniformes; Adrianichthyidae. Gene Ontology annotation, cellular component: membrane; catenin complex; adherens junction.
AGGGUUUGAGUGUUUGUGGUGCUGUCACCUUUACUUUGAUGUUUUUUUUAAUGUUAUGUAGCUCUACGUCUUCCCAGCCUUUUGAGAGUCAAAGAUGCAUCCAUCACAAGGCAGGAUUAUAUGGAUGCUGACAGAAAAGCUGCAGACAUUUUGACAACAGCAGGGUAAAAGCAUCUCUUGUGCCCUGAGGAACUCCCGGAAUGGCCCUCCUUCUCCCAACAUCCUGGACUCUCUUCUCUUCACUGCUGGUGCUUUUAUCUCUGCACACAGCUGCAGGUAAACAGGUGUAAAAGUCUUUUUUUAAAGUUUCCACCUCCUAAUAAAAAGUAUUCUGUGUGCUUGUCAGGUAUGUCAGGCUGGGCUGGAUGUUUGGAUGGUGAGGAUGUGUUUGCUGAAAUCAAGGAAAACAGCCUCUCCGGGGACAUUGUCUCCGAGCUGGCGGUUGACACCACAGCAGAGGGAGUUCAGUGGAGUUUGGUCGGAAAGGACGCUGACUGGUUCUUCCUGGAUGGGAAAAACAUCCGUCUGAAUGUAUCGGAGGACAAAAUCUUGGACCGAGAGUCCCUUGGUCCCAUUCUAACAGUAGAGUUACUGUGUAAUCAGGAGAACGUACUUCAGAGUAUGAACAGGGUCAUCGUAAAGAUUCUUAACGAAAACGAUAAUUUGCCUGUGUUUGAAAUUAAAGAGAAAAUUAUGUUUAUCAGUGAGCUGACUAAAGUGAACAGUGUGGUUUUUACCAUCAGAGCUACAGAUGCAGAUAAUGACAAGAUCAUCUAUAUGAUAGACCGAACCUCCCCUGACGCAGAGUACUUUAAGAUUGACCUUCCCAACAGUGGAGAGGUGAUCCUGUCCAAACCUUUGGAUUUUGAAACCAAACCUCUUCUCACCGUCACUGUUUUUGCUUCGGAAAUGAACACAGCUGAGCACCACAACACCAGCAUCAGCAUCACCAUCCACGUCCUGGACGGGGACGAUCAGUACCCGCAGUUUGAGCCCUGCAUGCUGCUUUUCCAGGACGAGAAAAGUCAAAUCUGCACCAGCCCGGUGUACACCGUCAAUGUGACGGAGGGGGAAGAGGUCAGUCGGCCCUCUUUUCUUUGUUGUGUCUGUCAUACGAUAUGUGAGGGUGUUGAAUGUCUGUCCUGCUGCAGGACAUUGAGUUGGAUUUUUUCCCCGGUCCCAUUCAUGCCGUGGAUGGAGACAGAGGGCUCAGCUCCCCGAUCAGUUACGCCAUUCUUCCAGGUACUACACUCUCCAACACGAGUUAAUCUGGAGCUAAGACAUGCUGAGCUCGCUUGUGAACACCUGUAACCGUGCCUCUGCUAAUGAC